This is a messenger RNA of Xenopus laevis (African clawed frog), 2200 nucleotides long. RefSeq names its product frizzled class receptor 8 L homeolog (gene fzd8.L). The coding region runs from base 320 to 2047 and encodes 575 amino acids. Gene Ontology annotation, cellular component: membrane; plasma membrane. NCBI's taxonomy places the organism in Eukaryota, Metazoa, Chordata, Amphibia, Anura, Pipidae. Gene Ontology annotation, molecular function: Wnt receptor activity; Wnt-protein binding; transmembrane signaling receptor activity. The transcript has 2 exons. The record is from RefSeq and is a predicted model, not a curated record. Gene Ontology annotation, biological process: canonical Wnt signaling pathway; cell surface receptor signaling pathway; non-canonical Wnt signaling pathway.
UUCAUGGGAGUGAGCAGCACACUCAGUAGACUCAGUACAUUCAGCACACUCAGUACACUGAGCUCAGAGCUAAGGGAAGGCAGGAGCGCUAGAGAAGAGAAGCGCAGACAAUCGCACACAAUCGCUACAAGCGCGCACUGAUCGCAAAGCUGCCGGAUAUUGAUUUAUUGCCUCUAUCAGUGAGAAGCUGUCACGGUGGAUUUAUUAACCUGUCGCUGCUGCAACUUCUCCCGAGUGCGACUUGUGGAGUUGUCCGGGCGCCGCCAGGAAUGAGCCUCAGACAGUGACCCCGCAGCCGCCUGUGAGUGACCCGUGUAACAUGGAGAGUCUGUCGCUGUCGCUGCUGCUGCUGCUCGUGUCGUGGCUUCAGGGGUCUCAAUGCGCCGCGGCCAAGGAACUGUCCUGCCAAGAGAUCACGGUCCCCCUGUGCAAAGACAUCGGCUACAACUACACGUACAUGCCCAACCAGUUCAACCACGACACGCAGGACGAGGCCGGGAUGGAGGUGCAUCAGUUCUGGCCGCUGGUCGUUAUUCACUGCUCCCCGGACCUCAAGUUCUUCCUGUGCAGCAUGUACACCCCCAUCUGCCUGGAGGACUACAAGAAGCCGCUGCCCCCGUGUCGGAGCGUGUGUGAGCGGGCGCGGGCUGGUUGUGCCCCUCUCAUGCGUCAGUACGGCUUCGCUUGGCCGGAUCGCAUGCGAUGUGAUCGUCUGCCCGAGCAAGGCAACCCGGACACCCUGUGUAUGGACUACUACAACCGGACUGAGCAGACUACAGCCGCCCCCAGUCACCCGGAGCCCCCCAAACCCCCGGCCAGGUCGGUUCCUAAAGGCAGGACACGCGUGGAGCCCCCACGCAGCAGAUCGCGGACGACAGGGUGUGAGUCAGGCUGCCAGUGCCGGGCCCCUAUGGUGCAGGUUUCUAACGAGAGACACCCCCUGUACAACCGGGUCAGGACCGGCCAGAUCCCCAACUGUGCGAUGCCCUGUCACAACCCCUUCUUCAGCCCAGAGGAGAGAACCUUCACCGAGUUCUGGAUCGGACUCUGGUCUGUACUUUGUUUUGCCUCCACUUUUGCCACUGUCUCCACUUUCCUCAUUGACAUGGAACGUUUCAAGUACCCCGAGCGCCCCAUCAUCUUCCUCUCCGCCUGUUACCUGCUGGUCUCCACUGGCUACCUGAUCCGGCUCAUUGCUGGCCAUGAGAAAGUGGCUUGUAGCCGGGGGGAACUGGACCUGGAACAUAUAAUCCACUAUGAGACCACUGGGCCAGCCCUUUGUACUCUGGUCUUUCUUCUCAUCUACUUCUUUGGCAUGGCCAGCUCCAUCUGGUGGGUCAUUCUGUCCCUGACCUGGUUCCUGGCCGCUGGCAUGAAAUGGGGCAACGAGGCUAUCGCUGGCUACUCCCAGUAUUUCCACUUGGCCGCCUGGUUGGUGCCCAGCAUCAAAUCUAUUGCUGUGCUGGCCCUUAGUUCAGUGGACGGCGACCCGGUGGCUGGCAUCUGCUUUGUGGGCAACCAGAACCUGGACAACCUGCGUGGAUUUGUGUUGGCCCCGUUAGUCAUCUACUUGUUCAUUGGCAGCAUGUUCCUCCUGGCCGGAUUUGUCUCCCUCUUUAGGAUCCGCAGUGUCAUCAAACAAGGGGGCACCAAGACGGACAAACUGGAAAAACUCAUGAUCAGGAUCGGGAUAUUCAGCGUCUUGUACACGGUGCCCGCCACUAUAGUGGUAGCGUGUUUCUUCUACGAACAGCACAACCGCCAGGGUUGGGAGGUGGCUCAUAACUGUAACUCGUGCCAACCCGAAAUGGCACAGCCCCGCCGGCCGGACUACGCGGUUUUCAUGCUCAAGUACUUCAUGUGCCUGGUGGUGGGCAUCACCUCGGGCGUCUGGAUCUGGUCGGGAAAGACUUUGGAAUCGUGGAGGGCGUUCUGUACCCGCUGCUGUUGGGGCAGCAAAGCCACUGGAGGGUCAAUGUACAGCGACGUCAGCACCGGGCUCACCUGGAGAUCUGUAACACCAAAAAAUGAAAGUCAUUUAAAGUAAUGCAACUAGAAUGCACUGUUAACCUUGACGUGUUUGCUUCAGAAACUCUAAUAUAGUUGAUAUAAACAAGCUGCUGUGUAGCCAUGGGGGCAGCCAUUCAAAGCUGAAAAAGGAGAAAAGGCAAAGGAUAUAACAGAUAAGCUCUGUAGUAUA